Molecule: messenger RNA, 4231 nt
Organism: Mercenaria mercenaria
Lineage: Eukaryota; Metazoa; Mollusca; Bivalvia; Venerida; Veneridae
Product: probable low affinity copper uptake protein 2
Exons: 5
Coding region: 245-928 (227 amino acids)
Biological process (GO): copper ion transmembrane transport
Cellular component (GO): membrane
Molecular function (GO): copper ion transmembrane transporter activity
Source: RefSeq, a predicted model, not a curated record
GUCAUGUGACGGUACAAAAUGGCCAUUGGGAUGAUAUUUUUUGCUUCAGGCAAAAUAAAAACAAAUAAGCAGUGAUAAAGAUAAUAUGCGCAGACAAUGAGUACUUUUAAACGUCGACUGUAUGAAAUGCUCGAUCGAUUUGGAAAUUUAUGACACAUUACGGAUAAUUAUUACGUUAUGAAAUAAUUUUGUUGUGAUAAAUAAACCUGUUCCGAUUUCUGAAAGUCAAAACAUUUAAAAAGACAUGGCAUACAGGUUCGGUGCCAGUCAUUUAACCAUUGGUGAUGGCUAUAUGAUGCCAACUCUUGAAAUGAUGAAAAAUAUGUCAAUGCAUAUGGGGGAGUAUUUCUACUUUUCUACCACUGUGAAGAACUUCAUGUUUGAAGAUCUCUCUUUCCAUGGCUCAGCAGGUGUGGUCUGUGUAUGCUUGAUCAUCUUCUCCUUCACUGUACUGCUGGAAGGAACAAAAUCGCUCAUAUUCUACCUUCGCCUGCGGCAGAAUCAAAAUCCUCUAACGUAUGGAAAAACGGAGACUUCAAUACAAACAGAAAGGUCUCCGCUAUUCUCUGCUUUAAUGAUUCCGUCAAGCGUUUCUGAAAUAAAGCAGAAAAGGUUAAAGUUCCAUAUAGGUGGAUACCUAUUACAUUCAGUGGAUCUACUUCUGGGAUAUCUUCUGAUGUUGGCAGUAAUGUCUUACGAUGCAUAUAUACUUAUAGCUGUGAUAUUAGGUUCAGGUGUUGGAUAUUUUGUUUUUGGUGCCAUCAACACUAGAAAUCAGAUAAAAUUCCAAGCUUUACAAAUGAGUGUUUAUGACAGAUAUGAUAGCCAGGCUGGGCUAACGAACAGCGAUGCUUCUACUAACGACGCUUCUACUAACGGUUCUAGGUAUGGAAGUAAUGGAAAUACCUGUGACAAAACUGCCAGAUAGUACAGUAUCUAACAAAGUACACUAGGGUCCUCUGUGGCCGAGACUUCACUGACUUCAAAUGACUUGCCCCUCAUCAGUGUUUAUUUGAAACCUUGCCUGGGGUGUCUUACACUGUAGAAUUCUUCAUGUGAGGAAGUCAUCCAGUUGCCUUACGGAAUGUCAAUGAUUCUACCCAGGUGACCAUUCAUGCUUAAAACAAUGCAUGUAUGGGUACCCGCAGUCUUCCUUCAUCAUCAAAAACUGGAAAUAGUCACCAUAUGGCCUAAACUGUGUCAGUGCGAUUGUAAACACUAUUAACAGAGUACAGUAUUUCACUCAGUAUAGUAAAAUGCACACUUGACGAAAUUAGUAACUAAAACAAUGUGGAAAUUAAUUAAUGUGUCCCACAUUUUGGAGGGUGAAGUGAAAUUGUAAAUUGAAUACAGAGUGAAAUAUGUACCAAAUUUAAUGGUGAUUAAUAACAUGAGUUGAGUCUACCUAAUUGUACCGAGUGCAGAAAUGUGGUGUCACUCAUAUUAUGAAUAUGGGACUGUUAAAUUAAAUGAGCCGUGCCAUGAGAAAACCAACAUAGUGCGUUUGUGACCAGCAUGGAUCCAGACCAGCCUGCGCAGUCUGGUCAGGAUCCAUGCUGUUUGCUAACAGUUUCUCCAAUUCCAAUAGGCUUUAAAAGCGAACAGCAUGGAUCCUGACCAGACUGCGCGGAUGCGCAGGCUGGUCUGGAUCCAUGCUGGUCGCAAACCCACUAUGUUGGUUUUCCCAGGGCACGGCUCAAAUGUAGAGUAUUUUUAUGUAAGAAAACAGGAGUUGACUGUUUAAGUCAGUACAUGUACCCAUUCUGAUUCACAUGUUACAAUAAUUAUGGUUACUGAACAUGAUUAGUUAAUCAUUCAUCUAUGCUUGAUUCAGUACCAAAGUCACUGUUUGCAGUGUUGUCGUCUAUGAUUUAUCCAGUGCCAAAGUCAGUUAAAAAUGCUGCCAUCCAUGCUUGAUUCAGUACUUAAGUUCAAAAUUUUGAAAACAAUGAGUUUAUUAGGGUAUAAUUCAUCAAUAUGUUGAAAACUGAGUUUGUUAUUGGGGUAUAAUUCAUCAAUAUGUUGAAAACAAUGAGUUUAUUAGGGUAUAACUUAUAAAUAUGUUGAAAGCAGAUAGUUUAUUGGGGGUAUAAUCUAUCAAUAUGUUGAAAACAAUGAGUUUAUUGAAGAAUUAUAUAUGUUAUAUUUAUGUAAAGAACUGAAAGGGAUGAAAAUAACAAUAUUCAAAACUGAAACAGCGAUGAUUGACAUGAAGUAUUUAAAUGUUAAUGUUUAAAAAAAAUUUUUAACAUAAAUCAGUGUGUUUUAUUUGGGAUGAAUUUUCACGCAUUUAGGUUGUUUGUGAAGCUGUACAGAGACAUAGCUUGGCAAAAUUCAAUGUAUAAGCACCAGUUUUUUAGUGGGGAUCCAGAGGAUCAUGCCUGCUUUGAAACUUUUAAGCUUCUCUAUUAGGCAGUUGGAGGUAUUUUGAGAGGAAAAAAUUAAGUUGAUAGUUCUGCAGUUUUUGUUAUGCUUAAAAGUAUUUUCCAUACAUGUGCUGUUAAAAUAAACUUAAUAGAAAUAUCGAAAAUAACAAAGCAUGUACCGGGUAAUUGAAAGCAUUUCAUACUAUAAACUGAAAGAAGAAAAAAAAAAUGUAUAACUGACAACAGCGAGAAAUGUAUCCCUGCCACAUGAGGCUACCAGUCCAAGCAGUAUACAAAAGAGCUUACCCGCCUGUCAACACUCGGCCGACUGUGUUUGAUCUCAUUUAUAGAAUUCAUUAUUCUUUUUUGUUAAAUUUCAUUAACUACAUAAAUGGAGGUCUUUGGACCGUGUCUUUGAAUCCUUUUAUUUUGCUGGAAUAUUGUCUUUCAUACACCUUUAUCUGCUAACCCUUCAGUUUGAAUUUUAUUUUUGGCAUAUAUAUAAUUUUUUUUUUUUCUAAGUAAAAUAUGUGUAAGCAUGUGCGGGCUCAGAGCCUGUAGGAAGCUACGCCACUGCUGUAUAUUUUGUUUUAGAGUUAAUGAGGUUCGAACAUAAUCUAAUUUGCAUUAUUUAUACAUAAAAACAAAUGUCAGCUAUUUAUUUACGCAUGGAGCUUUGCAUCAAUCUAUUACAGCAACAGAUUAUGAUGUAAACAGAGAGAAUACAUUAUGAGAAUAUAUUUUGUAUUUUUUAAAGGAGCAACAUAGAUAUUUCAUAUAGGUCAUUUUUAAUGCUGUUUAUUUAUUGAAAAUAACUUGUUGACAAAAUUUAUAUAUAUCGUCUUUUUUAAAAUAAUUGGAUUAUCUGACAUUUUGGUAUUAGUCAACUACCUUCCUUGUUAUGUAUAUCAGUCAUUCAAUGCUUACAAGAUACUCACAUUUAGAUUCAAUGGUAUUAAUUUUCUUGGAACUUAUCUUGCUGAUAUAUGAUACAACUAACAAAAAUGGCAUAUUUUAUUUAAGAUUGGUAUUUUAAUUGAAUCCACAAUCACGUAAUACCACAUGCUUACAUGCUCAUCAUUGUAUACCACGUGCUUACAUGCUAAUCAUGUUAUACCCCAUGCUUACAAUGUCAUGCUCACCAUGUUAUACCCCAUGCUUACAAUGUCAUGCUCACCAUGUUAUACCCCAUGCUUACAAUGUCAUGCUCACCAUGUUAUACCUCAUGCUUGCAUGCACAUCGUGUUAUACCUCAUGUUUCCUAGUCUGUGUUCAGACCCUGUUUUGUUCACAGGAGAUAACUCCUGAGGCUAUUCGAAGUUUAUAUAAUUAUGUCCCUUUUCUUCUCAAAACAUACAGAAUCAGAGCCAAGACUGAUGAAGUCAGAAUGUAUAAAAGGAUGUAUAAAAGAAUUAUUUUUUCUAAAAGAAAAAGAUUACCUAGUCAGUAGCCAGACUACAUGUUUCCAUUCUCAUCAUGUUAUACCCCAUGCUUACAUGCACAUCAUGUUAUACCCCAUGUUUCCAUGCUCAUCAUGUUAUACCUCAUGCUUCCCACUUACAUGCUCAUCAUGUUUUCCAUGAACUUACAUGCUCAUCAUGUUAUACCCCAUGCUUACAUGCACAUCAUGUUAUACCCCAUGUUUCCAUGCUCAUCAUGUUAUACCUCAUGCUUCCCACUUACAUGCUCAUCAUGUUUUCCAUGAACUUACAUGCUCAUCAUGUUAUACCCCAUGCUUACAUGCACAUCAUGUUAUACCCCAUGUUUCCAUGCUCAUCAUGUUAUACCUCAUGCUUCCCACUUACAUGCUCAUCAUGUUUUCCAUGAACUUACAUGCUCAUCAUGUUAUACCCCAUGCUUACAUG